AAUAUUUCACAAAAAUCAAAUUAUUAUGCCGAGAAAUUUCAGAAUUGGAUGGAAGAAUCCAAAAUUUUAGAUGAAAGAAUGAGAAGAAUAAUUAUUCAUGGAAUAAGGCCAAAGUUUGAGGCCUUUAUCACAGCUGUACAAGGUUGGCAAACUCAGCCAACUGUGGAUGAAUUAGAAAAUCUGUUGAUAGAUCAAGAAGCACAGGGAAAGCAAGCAAUUGAAGGCGCACAGAAAACAGAGGAAGAAGCACUCUUUAGUGGACGAGGCCGAGGAAGAGGCAAGUACAGUACCAGAGAAGGCCUCUACAACACUAGAGGAGGAAGUAAAGGCAAAGGCAGAUCCCAGAGCAUCAAAGGUCACUUUGCAAGAGACUACAGAUACAAAAAGGGCUCAGUGCAGGGAAAUGUUGCUACCUCAAAAGAGGAAGGAAAUCAUAGUGACAAAGAAUGGGACAUGCACGCUUCUUGUGCAACAUUGGAGAUAGAUACCGAAGUUGAGGCUAACCAAGUGGCUUUGUUAGCUUCCAACCAAAGUAGAGUUGACUACAGCAAAAAUUGGAUAAUUGACUCUGGAGCUGCUAGUCACAUUACAAGAGAUGAGGAAAAGCUAUUGAACUUGUCAGAAUACAAAGGAAACAGAGUGGUAGUCACAGCAGAUGAUACUCAGCUUCCAAUCAAGCAAAUUGGAGAUGUAGUGAUAACACCACGCACCAGCUCUCAACAAGUAAAGGUGAAAAAUGUUCUCCAUGUAUCUAGGAUGAAAAAGAAUUUGUUGUCUGUGGCACAACUUACAGCUCCCAAAAACUAUGUGGUGUUUAGACUGAAGGAUGUGAAGGUGAUGAUGAAUAAAUCUAUGGUGAAAGGUCUACCCAAGCUAGAGGUGCACAAAGAUGCUGUUUGUGCUCGUUGUCAAUAUGGGAAAGCACAUCAACUUCCAUAUCAGGAUUCCAAGUUCAAGGCCAAGGAACCACUGCAACUAGUACACUCGGAUGUCUUUGGUAAAGUCAAACAAUCAUCAAUUGGUGGGGCACAAUACAUGGUGACAUUUACUGAUGACUACUCGAGGCUUCCUCAAGCUACUUUGGGAUUCAUAUCACCUUUUGAGAAGCUGUGGAACAUUAAGCCAGUGUCAGAUGCAUUUUUCUUGGCUAUGAUGAUCAAAGGAAAGGAUGGAGGUGCUGUGACCCAAAUACUGGGCAUUGUUGUGUUUCUAGAAAUGUUGUGUUUGAUGAAGCAUCUUCUUGGUGGUCUCCACAACAGGAUGUUGGAUACUCAAGAAGUUGUAGAGAAGGAAAAGGAGAUAACUCCUAAAAGAAUAGUGAGUCCAUGGCAAACAGGGGUACGAGAGCCCAUGACUGAAGAAACAAGACAAGGUGAAGUGGAAAAAGCAAAACAACAGCAUGAGCAGCAGCUAAGACACUCCACUCGAGAACGAAAGCCAAAUCCUAAAGUUAAGACUUGGCCAGAUGGGAAGAUAGAGAGAUAUAAGGCCAGUCUUGUUGCUCGAGGGUUCUCUCAACAGUAUGGGAUAGACUAUGAUGAAACUUACAAUCUGAUACCUAAGAUUACAACUGUUAGAGUACUGCUUGCUCUAGCUACGAGCAAAUCAAUGAAGAUGUGGCAGAUGGAUUUGAAGAAUGCAUUUUUGCAUGGAGAAAUUGAUAGAGAAAUUUAUAUGGAGCAACCUUGUGGAUUUGAAGACAAAAGGCAUCUAGAGUAUGUUUGCAAAUUAAAGAAGGCAUUGUAUGGACUCAAGUAGGCACUGAGAGCAUGGUAUGUCAAAAUUGCAGAAUUUCUUAUUCAAAGUGGCUAUUCAAUGACAAUUGCAGACUCAAGCCUAUUUGUCAAAACUCAAGGCAACAAAAUAGCAAUUGUGCU
Molecule: messenger RNA, 1877 nt
Organism: Rubroshorea leprosula
Lineage: Eukaryota; Viridiplantae; Streptophyta; Magnoliopsida; Malvales; Dipterocarpaceae
Source: the annotation of a GenBank genome assembly